GCCCAGGCCCUACCGACGUGGCUGUCCCUGGGCCGUAACCAGCACCUGCAGCUUGGCACUGGCCGUUGUAAAUAAAAAGGAAACUUAAAUGUCUUCAGAAGACAAAGAAGCUCAGGAGGAUGAGCUGCUGGCCUUGGCUAGCAUCUACGAUGAAGAUGAGUUCAAGAGAGCCGAGUCUGCACAAGGAGGAGAAACAAGAAUUUGUUUGGAAUUGCCUCAGAACUUCAAAAUUUUUGUGAGUGGCAGUUCCGCAGACAGCCUCCAGAAGAGCAGCUUUGAAUACACCGUUUGCUUUCUGCCUCCCCUCGUGCUGAAUUUUGAGCUCCCACCAGACUACCCAUCGACCUCCCCGCCUGCCUUUACCCUCAGUGGCAAAUGGCUCUCCCAAGCACAGCUCAGUGCUCUUUGCAAGCAUUUAGACAACGUUUGGGAAGAGAAUCGAGGCUGCGUGGUCUUGUUUGCCUGGAUGCAGUUCCUGAAGGAAGAAACGCUGAGUUACCUGAAUAUUUCCUCCCCCUAUGAGCUAAAAAUGUGCCAUCAAGGGAGCGCUCAGAGUAGGACGCCUUUGGUCCCUCUAGAUGCUGAGAAGGGUUGUGGUGGUGCAGCAGGCUCUGCAGCAGCUGAUGAAGAAAUCAUCGAUGAAAGAGCUGUGCAGGAUGUGGAAUCGUUGUCAAGCCUGAUUAGGGAGAUCUUGGACUUUGAUCAGGCUCAGAGAAGAAAGUGCUUUAACAGUAAGAUGUACUUGUGCAAUAUCUGCUUCUGUGAGAAGCUGGGCAGUGAAUGUAUGUACUUCACCGAGUGCAGCCACGUCUACUGCAAAGCCUGCCUGAAGGACUACUUUGAAAUACAGAUCAGGGACGGUCAGGUCCACUGCCUCAACUGCCCGGAGCCGAAGUGUUCUUCUGUCGCUACUCCUGGCCAGGUUAAAGAGUUGGUUGGAGAGCAAUUGUUUGCACGGUAUGACCGCCUGCUUCUGCAGUCUAGCUUGGACUUGAUGGCAGACGUAGUGUAUUGCCCUCGCCCAGGCUGUCAGACACCGGUCAUGCAAGAACCAGGUUGCACCAUGGGCAUAUGUUCCCGUUGCAACUAUGCUUUUUGUACUCUCUGUAAAAUGACUUACCACGGGGUCUCACCGUGUAAAGUAACUGCAGAGAAAUUGAUGGAUUUGCGUAAUGAAUAUUUAGAAGCAGAUGAGGCAACUAAAAGAUUUCUGGAACAGCGCUACGGCAAGCGAGUGAUUCAGAAAGCCCUUGAGGAGAUGGAGAGUAAAGAGUGGCUAGAGAAGAACUCCAAGUCUUGCCCUUGCUGUGGUACUCCUAUAGAGAAACUAGAUGGCUGUAACAAAAUGACGUGUACUGGCUGCAUGCAGUACUUCUGCUGGCUUUGUAUGGGUUCUCUGUCGAGGGUGAACCCAUACAGGCACUUCAACGAUCCAUCUUCCCCGUGCUUUAACCGAUUGUUUCAAGCUAUGCAUAUUGAUGGUGAGUUCUGGGAAGGUGAGGAUGACGACUAGGAGCCUUCUCUAGCAGCAACAGCUGAAGAAACCAGAGACAGAUGCUUUCCGUUUUCGUGUUGAGUCUGUUUGAUUUUUCAGUACCAUUACGUGAUAGAGGGAUGAUACUACCUUGCACUACAGGAAUCUCAUACAACUCUUCAGAGGCUGUUGUCAGAGCCAAAGGAGGCCAUUUUACCCACCUGGUGGACAGGAUCGCCACUGAAAGUCCCUAGUAAUCGUAUCCAGUGCUAAAGCAGAUGCAGCCAGACAGAAGUUUGAAAAUAAAUGGGAAAAUCUGUACCAAGCGAUGCUACUCUUUCAAAACCAAACCCCCAAAUCGUAGAAAUAUUUUGGAGUUUUCUUUAGGGAGACUGAGCUUUCAAGGAUGUUGGCUAGUACCCCUGGGUUUUCAGGGCAGUUUUACUCCAGCUGCAGUGCUCUUUCUGGAGCUAUUUAGUUAUGCCACGUGGAGAGGGAAAGCUUUCUGAAACAGCACAGGAAUUUUCUGUAUUCAGUGCCUGAGCCCAUUGCUUCCAUAGCAUUUCUUGACCUGUUUCUUUGAAAGCAGCUUGUUGCUCUGUCACUGAGAGUUGUAACAGCGGUAAAGUUGAUUAUCCAUAACACCCCCUCGUACUGGCUGUAAUGCCCGGGUCCUUUCCUGAAUGUUUUGGCAGAAAAUGACCAACAACCAUUUCCUGAAAUGUGUAUCAACCUGAGGACUGAUCUGCAUUGCUGUCCUCUUGCCUGUCCUUAUUUUGACUGUGAUGAGUGCUAAAGCAAUGAACUGAGGCUGGCCAGUGAGGGGAUGAAAAGUGUUGAAUACUGAAACACAUUGGUAUGGAUGCACAGGAUUAACUUGAAUUCUUCAAGGUACUGAAAAUGACCUUGUUUUUCUCACCAGGUGAAGAAGUAACUUAUUUAAUAACUCUUCAUGUAAGGAAUUUGAUUAGUUAAUAGUUGUUUUUUUUUUUGUUUUAUUCCCCUCUGGACUAGAUCCCUCAUUUCCACUGUUCUUGCCCUUCAAAAUAUUUCAAAACCCCCUUUUUCCCAAAAAGCUCAGUAAGUAGUUUUGGGAGCAUGAAAGUAAUUAUUGGAGGGAACCACUAAUUUUUAGGAGUUUUUUCCACUUGCAGAAUGGUCUAAAAUUUAUUUUGAAUUAAACCUGCAUGUGCUGUGUUUAAAACAAAUAGCAGGGUCUGGAUGGAUAGCUCAGGAGCUUGAAAACUUUUCAGAAACUCGAACACCUCUCACUCAGUUUUGAUAGUAAAUAAAUUUUACUUAGAUAUCUGGCCCAAAUGAGUGUUGAUUUAAUUCCUUUUGCAGAGGCUAGAAGUCUGCUAGACAUGGCAGUGAUUAAAAGGGUAAGAGAGGAACAGUGGAUCUCGUCUUGGUUUAGGCAUCAGGGCAGCGUACAGGGGAAGUUUACAUUGUGUGUGGUUUCACUUGUAUUUCCUGCACCUUUCACAUGCACUAAAUUCACUUUAAGACAGUAAA
Molecule: messenger RNA, 2989 nt
Organism: Oxyura jamaicensis (ruddy duck)
Lineage: Eukaryota; Metazoa; Chordata; Aves; Anseriformes; Anatidae
Gene: RNF14
Product: ring finger protein 14
Exons: 8
Coding region: 89-1513 (474 amino acids)
Biological process (GO): protein polyubiquitination; positive regulation of proteasomal ubiquitin-dependent protein catabolic process; ubiquitin-dependent protein catabolic process
Cellular component (GO): ubiquitin ligase complex; cytoplasm
Molecular function (GO): ubiquitin protein ligase activity; zinc ion binding; ubiquitin conjugating enzyme binding
Source: RefSeq, a predicted model, not a curated record